AUGACUAUGAUACAAGAUUAUAUAAAUUGUCCCCGGGGUUUCACAUCGGCAUCCGGAAAGUGCUUCAAAUACUACCGUGUCGGAAACAGCUGGCAAAAUGCACUGGAUACAUGUAAAACUGAUGGUCAUAUAUUGAUUCUGAUUGACAGUGACUUGACAUCAAAUGCUCUUAAGACAAUUAUAAAUGAAACCACUGAUACAGCUCCUUUUUGGAUGGAUGGUAUAGAUCUGGGACACAAUGGAACAUUUACUACAAGCGUAGGAGCAUCUCUCAUAUGGACUAACUGGUCUCCCAGAGAGCCUUCAAAUGUAGUGCAGUAUCAGAACUGUAUUAAAGUAGUACCAGAUCAAAGCUAUCAAUGGGAUGAUGACGAUUGCAAUGUGGAAGCCCCAUUUAUAUGUGAAGCCGACACAGUAACACUUUCAUAA
Molecule: messenger RNA, 429 nt
Organism: Mytilus trossulus (common blue mussel)
Lineage: Eukaryota; Metazoa; Mollusca; Bivalvia; Mytilida; Mytilidae
Product: perlucin-like
Exons: 3
Coding region: 1-429 (142 amino acids)
Source: RefSeq, a predicted model, not a curated record